GCACCCCUGCGCAGUGGUGACUGUUUUCUCCCACAGAUACACACCGAGGAAUAACUGAGCACAAACAAAACAAAACAAAAACAGAUGUGACACGAGUUCAGUUUGGAGGGGAAUUCAAACUGUCGCCAACACAGCUGAACCGGACAGUCCGGCAAAGCUGAUGAAAUGUCCGAAAUGGCCAACUUUGGCGGUUUAAGCCACUAGGCUGUGCGUUAUCGUUCACACUCGCCUACUCCACACCAGUCUUAAGCUAUUGCUUAUUAACAAACACUCUCCGUCGGUCGAACGAGCGUGUGAGGAAUCGGCUUAUCGUUUCGAUUCUGUGUUGUGCUGAGAGAGGAGAGGCUGUGCGCGCUGUGGAUGUGAGAGCUUUGAUGAUUAGUGAAUCCACUCCGCAGAUCGUUCAGGGAAGGCAGAUGCUGAGGAGCAGUUUGUGUCUGGGCUCGUUUUUUGGGAGAAAAAAAAAGUGACACUCCACCAUCAUGGUGCGUCCAAUCAUCGUGCAGAAAUGAACUACUCAGGCAUGUUUUCACGGUUUUUCUAACCGAUGCAAUUAGGUGAUAAACAUGUCCAUAACGCAUGGAGGGACCUUGUGAGACCAACAACUCUUGUCCUAAAUGGCAGAACUUGAAGUUUGCAGAAAUCUCAGUUUGGAGAAGGUGGAGCGAUGCAUGGGUGUGAUGCAGUCGGGGACGCAGAUGGUGAAGCUGAAGGCAGGAUCCAAAGGGCUGGUGAGACUCUUCUACCUGGAUGAUCAUCGCUCCUGCAUCCGCUGGAGGCCCUCACGCAAGAGUGAGAAGGCCAAGAUCACCAUUGACUCACUGUACAAAGUGACUGAGGGCGGUCAAUCAGACAUUUUCCAUCGUCAUGCCGACAGCAGCCUCGACCCGACCUGCUGUUUCACCGUGUAUCAUGGAAACCACAUGGAGUCCCUCGAUCUGGUGACCACAAAUGCAGAAGAAGCCAGGACCUGGAUCACUGGCCUCCGUUACCUGAUGGCUGGGAUCAGUGAUGAAGACUCGCUGGCCAAACGACAGCGCACACACGACCAGUGGCUAAAACAGACGUUUGAAGAGGCCGAUAAGAAUGGAGACGGUUUCCUGAACAUUGAAGAAAUAUACCAACUUCUCCACAAGCUGAAUGUCAAUCUGCCACGGAGAAAGGUCAAACAAAUGUUCCAGGAAGCAGACACUGACGAUCAGCAGGGCACGCUGACCUAUGAAGAGUUCUCUGUCUUCUACAAGAUGAUGUCUCUGCGACGGGACCUGUUCCUGCUGAUGAUGGCGUACAGUGACAGGAAGGAUCACCUGACAACAGAGGAGCUAGCCAACUUACUGCGUAACGAGCAGAAGAUGGCCAAUGUGACUCCAGAGUAUGUUGCAGAAAUCAUUGACAAGUUUGAGAGGUCUGAUGAGAACAAACAAAGAGGCGUCAUAGGGAUUGAAGGUUUUACAAGUUUCAUGCGCAGUCCAACGUGUGACAUUUUCAACCCUUUGCACCACGAGGUGAACCAAGACAUGGACCAGCCUCUUUGUAACUAUUUCAUCGCCUCCUCUCAUAACACAUACCUGACUGGAGACCAGCUUCUCUCCCACUCCAAGACCGACAUGUAUGCCUGGGUGCUGCAGUCCGGCUGCCGCUGCGUAGAAGUGGACUGUUGGGACGGACCUGAUGGAGAGCCGAUGGUCCAACACGGAUACACUCUGACCUCCAAGAUACCGUUCAAGUCUGUCAUAGCGACCAUCAAUAAAUAUGCCUUCAUUAAUAACCAGUACCCAGUAAUUCUGUCCAUAGAGAACCACUGUAGCAUCCAGCAGCAGAAGAAGAUUGCUCAGUACCUGCGAGAAAUCUUUGGAGACAAACUGGACGUGAGAGAUGCCCUGAGCAGGGACUCAAAAACAUUACCCAGUCCUCAGAGCCUGCAGGGCAAGAUCCUCAUCAAAGGCCGGCCGGCCGUCAACGGACCUUGACGGCCGGCCGUUCUGUGGUUCUCCAGAUUCUACAGAUGGCCAGUCCGCCCCUGGCCAGAGGGCUCCACGAAGCCAAGCUGGGCGAUCCCGGAGAAAUCCUGCCCCGAACCCGCGUCAGCAGAGGACUGCGGGUUGGGGUGCGCCGCCCGCUCGGAGUUGACGGGCAGCGGGACGCGAGGAUGAAUCCUGACUCCAAUAUUUAUGAUCCACUGUGUGCAUAAAUAAAAAUGAUUGCAAUUA
Molecule: messenger RNA, 2210 nt
Organism: Gymnodraco acuticeps
Lineage: Eukaryota; Metazoa; Chordata; Actinopteri; Perciformes; Bathydraconidae
Product: 1-phosphatidylinositol 4,5-bisphosphate phosphodiesterase eta-1-like
Exons: 10
Coding region: 618-1970 (450 amino acids)
Biological process (GO): lipid metabolic process; phosphatidylinositol-mediated signaling
Molecular function (GO): phosphatidylinositol-4,5-bisphosphate phospholipase C activity; calcium ion binding
Source: RefSeq, a predicted model, not a curated record